Temnothorax curvispinosus is the source of this 433-nucleotide messenger RNA. RefSeq lists its product as uncharacterized. Bases 2 to 409 code for a protein of 135 amino acids. Gene Ontology annotation, cellular component: plasma membrane. Gene Ontology annotation, molecular function: olfactory receptor activity; odorant binding. The transcript is spliced from 4 exons. Lineage: Eukaryota; Metazoa; Arthropoda; Insecta; Hymenoptera; Formicidae. The record is from RefSeq and is a predicted model, not a curated record. Gene Ontology annotation, biological process: detection of chemical stimulus involved in sensory perception of smell; sensory perception of smell.
AAUGUCUAGAUUUGAGAUAUGUUUCAUAUUUUUAAUAGUACUCAGUGUAAUUAUUUUGAGCCUUAAUACUUUUCGACUUUUUCAGAUUUUAUCAUCAUCCACAUAUAAUACUGAGGAACUUCCAAUAACUUUUAUAUCAACAAGUAUUUCUUUUAUAUACAUGUUCUUAGCCAACUUCAUCGGACAAGAAAUUACAGAUCAUUAUGAUCUCAUAUUUGCCACUGCAUACGAAGUUCAGUGGUACAUAACUCCUCUAUACAUACAAAACUUCAUAUUAUUUCUAUUGCUAAGAGGCAACAAGUCUUUUAGUCUGAAGUUUGGUGGAUUGUUUGUAGCGUCCUUACCGUUUUUUGCUACGCUAGCAAACGCAUCCUUGUCUUAUUUUAUUGUCAUCUAUUCUACGCGAUAAUGACGGAGAGAGGUACGUUUCGAU